AUGGCUGACGGGCUGAGGAAGACCGCGCCUGAAGUGGUGAGUGAUAUGGUGACCAGCCUGCCUGGGGCCAGUGUGACCCUGACCUGCCCGGGCGGGGAGCCGGGGGACAAGGCCACCGUUCACUGGCUGCUGGAGAACUAUGUGGCAGGCUCACACCAGAGCAGCUGGGCUGCCAUGGGAAGGAGGCUGCUUCUGAGGUCGGUGCAGCUCAGUGACUCCGGAAACUAUUCAUGUUACCAGGAUGGCCGCCUGGCUGGAACCGUGCGUUUGCUGGUGGACGUGCCCCCUGAGGAGCCCCAGCUCGCCUGCUUCCGGAAGAGUCCGCUCAGCAAGGUAGCCUGUGAGUGGGGUCCUCGGCGCCCACCCUCCCCGACGACCAGGGCCACGUUACUGGUGAGGAAGUUCCGGAGCAGCCCGCUGGGGGACUCCCAGGAGCUGUGCCUGUAUUCCCAGGGGUCCCGGAAGUUCUCCUGCUUGCUGGAGGUCCCGGAGGGAGACAACUCCUUGUAUGUCGUGUCCCUGUGCGUCAGCAACAGUGCUGGAAGCAAGUCCAGCAAACCCCACACGUUUGAGGGCUACGGAAUCUUGCAGCCUGACCCGCCUGCCAACGUCACUGUCACUGCUGUGGACGGAAACCCCCGCUGGCUCAGUGUCACCUGGAAAGACCCCCCCUCCUGGAACUCCUAUUUCUACAGGCUGCAGUUUGAGCUCCGGUACCGGGCUGAACGGUCACAGACGUUCACCACGUGGAUGGUCCAGGAGCUCCAGCACCACUGCAUCAUCCACGAUGCCUGGAGAGGCAUGCAGCACGUGGUGCAGCUCCGGGCGCGGGAGGAGUUUGGGCACGGCUCCUGGAGCUCGUGGAGCCAGGAGGCCACGGGCACCCCCUGGACAGAAUCCAGGAGCCCUCCAGCGGAGAGUGAGGCGGCGUCCUCCACGCAGGCACUGACUACUAACAAGGACAAUGAAAGUAAUCUCUCUAAAAAUCCUGCAAAUGCAACCAGCCUCCCAGUGCAAGACUCUUCUUCGGUGCCGCUGCCUGCCUUCCUGGUGGCCGGAGGAAGCCUGGCCUUUGGGACUCUCCUGUGCGUCGGCAUCGUCCUGAGGUUCAAGAAGACGUGGAAGCUGCACACGCUGAAGGAGGGCAAGGCGAGCGCGCACCCGCCGUACUCGCUGGGACAGCGGGUUCCCGAGAGGCCCAAGCCCACCCCGGUGCUGGUGCCCCUCAUGUCCCCGCCGGUGUCCCCCAGCAGCCUUGGGUCUGACAGCACCUCGAGGCAUGGCCGACCGGAUGCCAGGGGCCCGCAGAGCCCUUACGACAUCAGCAACAGAGACUACUUCUUCCCCAGAUAG
Molecule: messenger RNA, 1353 nt
Organism: Odobenus rosmarus divergens (Pacific walrus)
Lineage: Eukaryota; Metazoa; Chordata; Mammalia; Carnivora; Odobenidae
Gene: IL6R
Product: interleukin 6 receptor
Exons: 10
Coding region: 1-1353 (450 amino acids)
Biological process (GO): interleukin-6-mediated signaling pathway; positive regulation of tyrosine phosphorylation of STAT protein; positive regulation of cell population proliferation
Cellular component (GO): membrane; external side of plasma membrane; signaling receptor complex
Molecular function (GO): interleukin-11 binding; interleukin-11 receptor activity; interleukin-6 binding
Source: RefSeq, a predicted model, not a curated record